UGUACUACUGUGUUAAAGACAGCAUGGAGCGCGCUGCCGCACGACAACAAAGCAUCAAACCAGGUCCAGAGCUGGGAGGCGAGUUCCCAGUACAGGACAUGAAGACAGGGGAGGGUGGUCUCCUUCAGGUCACGCUGGAAGGCAUCAAUCUCAAAUUUAUGCAUAGCCAGGAGCGGAAGGUUUUCAUAGAGCUGAGUCACAUUAAAAAGUGCAAUACAGUGAAAGGAGUCUUUGUCCUGGAGGAGUUUGUUCCUGAAACUAAAGAAGUGGUGAUCCAUAAGUACAAGACUCCUAUGGCACAUCAGAUCUGUUACUCGGUGCUCUGCCUCUUCUCCUACAUGGCGGCGGUCAAGGGGAAAGAGUCAGAGGGCAAGCCCAAGAUGCUGUCCCCUCGUCCACUACCGAGCUAGCACACUUCUCUCCUACGUUUACUUCAACGCCCUGCAAUACUACUCCUGUUCAAGAGAAGCUGACACUCCUGCCAGGCUCCUUUUAAAGACCCCUGCUCCUGUAUCGAUUCAAAUAUAGAUAUAUUCACAUAUUCAUCACAUCUGUCCUAAUAGAAACAACCCAUUCAUAUAAUGUAUCUGAUCACGUACCUGAUAUAAUAUUCCAGUCCUUGGACACUAAAAUGCUGGCAUUUCAUUCUCAUAAUAUGAACCAACCAGAACAAGAACAGACUUUUGACUACUGUUGGUUGACGUCUUUACAUUCAUUCACUUUUAUUAAUUUCAAUCGGAGGCAUUUGGUUGCAUGCAGGUCCCAUGCGCAGCUCUUGCGAGUUGGCCCUGGCAUGCAGACAUCUUCAGCCCCCUCUGAUAUCAGUCAACAGGCUGUGUAUUUUAUAUUCAUGUGCUAAGUUGUACUGUAAAUUCCAGUCUGUUCUGUCUGUGGUGGGUGAAAUGUUCAAGUCUUUGCAAUCUAGCGCUGCCACGUAUGAGGGGUUUGCCUUAACCGUCCACGACGGAGAAGCUACCCCAUUCGUAAAUGUUCCAUUCGCCCUUUUCCACCUGCUGUAAGUGGUCUAAGGUCUGUGUAUCUCUUCAGCUUAAAAGCCUCAAACUACUACUGUACUAGUUCUGCUGUAAAGUUCCCUGUCUGUGAACUGCUGUGUUAAAUUUGCAUGUCACUUGGAAAAAAAACAAAAUGGAUAUUUAAAAAAAGGAAUCUGUACAUCUCUAAAGCAAUGAUGAAAAAGCAACUAAAAUGUUUAUGAAAAACGAAAUUUGUUUUCUAGAUGUGCAAUACUAUCGCUAGAGGGUACCGAGAACAAGUCCAGUCAUGUCCUCAGAGUUCAUCCACUGUCCUCCUGUGUUCAUAAUGAGGAGACCAGAGAGCGGAUCAGGCAUCACUUCUGUGUUUUCUGUUCAUUUCUUGUCGUUAUUUUGACACCGCAAUGACAAAAGGCAUUAUUAAUCUAUAAGACAGCUGUAUUUGGAGAUUGUUUGAAUACUGAUGGAAAAGUCUUGUCCAAAAUGUCCUGUUUGAAGUGUCCUCUUCCUGUUUGUGUGUGUCUGUGUGAUCGUGUGUGUUCGUGUUAGAAACACUGAUGGCAAGAGAGAAUGACUGCACGUAGAGGUGCAGAUUUUCUUGGGUCGGCUCUUUUUGACUACUAGAUUGGGCAGUACCACUGUCACAUUUAUAUAUUUUAAUAUUCUUUUAUGUUUUGCUCACAUUUUUUAAUAAUUUAGAUGUAUGAAGUGGUGUUUUGUGUCUCCAUUCAGUUCAGUUGUUGUAUGCAGACUGUAAAUGGACUGGAAAAGCCCACUCAAUAUUGGUUUUGAGAUGUAAAUAGCACAAAACUGAUUUCCCGGAGUCCAAGUCUCCCAAAACGGAUGUUUUGAGUUGGACAGUGGAUCAGGUCUGUUGUUUGAAAGUGUAUGAGAGAUACAGUUGCACAUUAUUUGGGCUUUCAUUUUAGUCUGUAUCGUUUAGAAUAAGAGGGAAAGGAAAAAAUAGAGACAUUUGGUUGUAAAUAUUUCAGCAUUUAAAAAUAUUUAUAGAACCUGUACAGCUUUGGCAAUAUGAAAUAAAAGAUGUCCAACCCAA
Molecule: messenger RNA, 2049 nt
Organism: Carassius auratus (goldfish)
Lineage: Eukaryota; Metazoa; Chordata; Actinopteri; Cypriniformes; Cyprinidae
Product: MAP kinase-activating death domain protein-like
Exons: 6
Coding region: 24-410 (128 amino acids)
Biological process (GO): regulation of Rab protein signal transduction; regulation of apoptotic process
Cellular component (GO): cytosol
Molecular function (GO): guanyl-nucleotide exchange factor activity
Source: RefSeq, a predicted model, not a curated record